Messenger RNA from Strongylus vulgaris, 305 nucleotides. The record is from the annotation of a GenBank genome assembly. Lineage: Eukaryota; Metazoa; Nematoda; Chromadorea; Rhabditida; Strongylidae.
AUGUUCAUUCUUAUCUUAUCUCUCCUAAUACCGCCAACUAUUGCUUCUUUGGUGGUCGACGACAUGGAAUUAGUUCUUGUACAAGUGGUAUGGCGGCAUGGAGAUAGAUCACCUACAUUAACACAUCCAACAGAUCCACUACAAGAGGACUAUUGGAAAUUUGGAGGUGGAGGAUGGGGACAACUUUCACCGAUUGGAAUGAAACAACAUUUCGAGUUUGGACAACAAUUGCGAAAGUAUUACGUUGAUACGGGAUAUCUAAGUAGUAGAUAUGAUGCUAAAGAGGUUAGCCAAAGUUUUUAGGG